CGAUUCGGCGAGGAAGCCUCCUCCACCCACUACACACCCUCACCAACCUUAUUUUAUAUUUAUAGCCCUUGAAAUUUAGCAAACACCCCCAUUCCUCUAUUGCGGGAGAGUAGAAAUGGUCCUCUAAUCCACUCACCAACUCACCAAAAUCUCCUUUUUAGAUUCGCUUUUAAAACAAAAACCAUACGCGCUGCAUUCUUCAUUCACCACUGCACCAAACGCCCACAUUAAGAUCUUUCUCUAUAUAUAAACAAGAUGAGAGGAGGAGCUCUUUGGCAGCUCGGACAAUCAAUCACCCGCCGCCUCUCCCAAUCUGACAAGAAAUCUGCCAUCAUCAACCGCUGCUUUGCCACUGAUGCCCAGCUUAAGAAAACCGCCCUCUAUGACUUCCAUGUUGAACAUGGUGGCAAGAUGGUUCCUUUUGCUGGCUGGAGCAUGCCGAUACAGUACAAGGACUCAAUAAUGGACUCGACAUUGAAUUGCCGUGAGAAUGGUGGGCUCUUCGACGUCUCCCAUAUGUGUGGGCUCAGUCUCAAGGGGAAGGACUGCAUACCAUUCCUUGAGACGCUGGUGAUUGCUGAUGUUGCAAGUCUCGCACCUGGGACUGGGACACUGACGGUGUUCACGAACGAGAAGGGAGGGGCGAUUGAUGAUUCAGUGAUAACGAAGGUGAAGGAUGACUACAUUUACUUGGUUGUGAAUGCAGGGUGCAGGGACAAGGAUUUGGCGCAUAUUGAGGCUCAUAUGAAGAGCUUUAAAGCCAAGGGUGGGGAUGUGAACUGGCAUAUCCAUGAUGAGCGAUCUCUUCUGGCCCUCCAGGGUCCUCUUGCUGCACCAGUUCUUCAGCAUCUAACAAAAGAUGAUUUGAGCAAAGUAUACUUUGGCGAGUUCCGGAUGUUGGAUAUCAAUGGGGUUCAUUGCUUUCUCACUAGAACUGGGUACACUGGUGAAGAUGGUUUUGAGAUCUCUGUUCCUUCAGAACAUGCUUUAGAUCUCACAAAGGCAAUCUUGGAGAAGUCGGAAGGGAAGAUAAGGCUGACAGGUUUAGGUGCUCGUGACAGUCUCCGUCUUGAAGCGGGGCUGUGUUUAUAUGGUAAUGACAUGGAACAGCACACGACCCCUGUAGAGGCAGGCCUCACAUGGGCAAUUGGAAAGAGAAGAAGAGCCGAGGGUGGUUUCUUGGGUGCCGAUGUAAUCCUCAAACAGCUCGCAGAUGGCCCAUCAGUCAGACGUGUUGGUUUCUUCUCUUCUGGCCCACCACCACGGAGCCACAGUGAGAUAUUGGAUGGAACUGGGAAGGGCAUUGGGGAGGUAACGAGCGGAGGAUUCAGUCCAUGCCUAAAGAAAAAUAUUGCGAUGGGGUAUGUAAAAUCCGGGUCCCACAAGCCAGGCACUGAGGUUAAGAUCGUGAUUCGCGGGAAGUCCUAUGAUGGAGUGGUCACGAAGAUGCCAUUUGUUCCUACAAAGUACUACAAGCCAUCCUAGUUGCAGAAAAGAUUUCUCCCCUCAGAGCUGUUCUAAUUUUCUUCAUUCGACAUGUUUCUGAUGAAUUUAUAAUGCUGUAAUUAACACUUCUUUUGCAAGAAUUCAGAAGGUGGUGAUACAAUCUCCCUCCUUUUCUGCUGAA
Messenger RNA from Magnolia sinica, 1627 nucleotides. RefSeq names its product aminomethyltransferase, mitochondrial. The record is from RefSeq and is a predicted model, not a curated record. The coding region runs from base 256 to 1485 and encodes 409 amino acids. Gene Ontology annotation, molecular function: protein binding; aminomethyltransferase activity. Gene Ontology annotation, biological process: glycine decarboxylation via glycine cleavage system. The transcript is spliced from 4 exons. NCBI's taxonomy places the organism in Eukaryota, Viridiplantae, Streptophyta, Magnoliopsida, Magnoliales, Magnoliaceae. Gene Ontology annotation, cellular component: mitochondrion.